Messenger RNA from Magallana angulata, 1736 nucleotides. RefSeq names its product E3 ubiquitin-protein ligase TRIM71-like. Gene Ontology annotation, molecular function: zinc ion binding. NCBI's taxonomy places the organism in Eukaryota, Metazoa, Mollusca, Bivalvia, Ostreida, Ostreidae. The coding region runs from base 21 to 1736 and encodes 571 amino acids. The record is from RefSeq and is a predicted model, not a curated record. The transcript has a single exon.
GACAAUAUUUCUCUUUUCAGAUGGCAUUAUCUGAAUCCCAAAUACCACCCGACGCCCAGCAUUAUUUGGUGUGUGGCACUGAAGACUGUGAGAAAAACUGCCAAUUUUACUGCAAUGACUGUCACCAACCAAUGUGUGAACAAUGCAGAGAUGAACAUCAGAAGAAUCGAGAAACCAAGAACCAUGAAGUAGUCCCUUAUAAACAACGAAAACGACCGCUUCCUGUAGUGAAAUGCAAUAUCCACCCCACAAAAGAAAUAGAUCUUCUCUGUAAGGAAUGCCAGAUUCCCAUUUGUUCUAAAUGCACAGGCACCAAAGAACACCGCGGCCAUUUGUUUACCAACCUAGAAAUAGUCUUUGAUGAAAAGGUUUCGAUAUAUAACGAGGAAAUUGCCAACAUUAGAAGCUAUUUUGAGCCUACUUCUCAAGAUCUAAAAAAAAUAAUUGCUGAAGAUGUCACAGAAAUUAGGAAGAUCAUUGCAGGUAUUAGAACAUCCAUAAAGGCUGAAGCUGAGUCUGUGAAAAACCUGGUAGAUGCAGUCACAUCAGAUAAAAUAGAACAAGUCGACAAAAUAGAACAGUCAUUAUUACAAACAUUAAACAGACAAAACCAAGAAAUCGAUGAUUACAUCAACUCUCUAAAUGAUUUAAUCAAAACAUAUUAUGGUUACUUAUCUCCCUCAAACAUAGAACAAUUAACAUUUGCCCUCAAAUCAGAAAGCUUGAUUAUACGACCCAUACCACAGACAUCCAAACCAGUCCCACCUGUAUUUACUGCUGGUCAAUACAGCAAGGAGGAUGUCGCCAAAUUAAUGGGUAGAAUAACUGUACCCAACACUAAGCCAGAGAACAGAAAAAUAAAACCAAUGGAGACUAACUCUACACAGAUGAAACCUACAGGGAAACAGAGAAAACAAGACAGAGAGAAAUCUGACGUGAAACAAACACUGUCUCUGUCUUCCUCUGUCACCAAGGUCAGGGAGUACACAGUACCAGGUGUUGAUGGUGUAUUUCAUAUAUCACUGGGUAAAUCAGCCAGAAUCUGGGUCAGUGAUAUACAUGGUAACCUUGUCCAAACAGAUCUACAGGGGAAUCAGCUACAGAAGAUACAAACCAGUGGUAUAGACGAAGGCUACCACACAGUCACACAGGGCGGGAAUUUGAUCUAUACAGACAGAGACAACAAAGUCAUCAAUAGGAUAACACCGGAUAAUACAAUCACUGAAUUCAUUAAAACAGGAGACUGGAAACCACUCAGCAUACACUCCUCCCACAUCAACGGGGACUUACUGGUGGGGAUGUUUGGUAAAGUCACCAGGUACAACAAGACAGGGACAGAAAUACAGAACAUACAGAGAGACAACAAAGGACAGAGACUGUAUGGUUUACCACUCUACAUCACAGAAAAUAUCAAUGGUGAUGUCUGUGUAUCAGACUAUAACAAUGCUGUAGUGGUGGUGGAUAAAUCAGGACAAUAUAGGUUUUUCUACACAGGUCAGGGGUCAGGGUUUAUUCCCUAUGGAAUAUGUACUGAUGUACUCGGUCACAUCCUGGUGUGUGAUAGUAUCAGUAAAACAGUUCAUCUUCUGGAUCAGGACGGUCAGUUCCUGUCUCUACUACUCACAGAACAACAAGGGGUAUUUGGUGCCCGUAGUGUGUGUGUGGAUGAUGAGAACAAUCUCUGGGUGGGACAAUGUAAAACCAACACAGUGACAGUGUACAAGUAUCUACAGUGA